CAGCCAGGCUCCCCACCCUGCCGGGCCCUCGAGGUGCCAGAGAGGGUGUGGUUUGUCUUGUCAGCACCCAGGGGCGUCACAAACCCUCCGUUGAACAGGGGAUUUACUUGACUAAUAGUUCAGUUUCAGUGUGGCUAAUGUUAAAAACUGGCUGGGCGUGGUGGCUCAUGCUUGUAAUCCCAACACUUUGGGAGUCCAAGGGCGGGCAGAUCACUUGAGGUCAGGAGUUCGAGACCAGCCUGGCCAAAAUGGUGAAACCUCGUCUCUACUGAUAGAAAAAGGAGUCGGGAAAGGUGGUGCGCUACUGAUAUCCCAGGAGACUGAGACAUGAGAAUCGCUUGAACCUGGGAGACCGAGGUUGCAGUGAGGCGAGAACACGCCACUUAACUCCAGCCUGGGUGUCAGAGUGAGACUCUGUCUAAAAAAAAAAAAAAAAAAAGAGUUUAAAACUAAGUUUCCAAGGCAUUAUGCUGUGGUCCUUAAAAGUCCUUUAGAAGAAUUUCCUGGAAUAACUUUAGAGGAAACCUAAGUGUUUCCUAGGGGAUGCUGACCUACUCUUUGCCCCUCCCUCGCCUCCUUUUAUUUGAAUUGCGAUUUGGGGUUAAAUACAAACUACUCGAAGCUGUUGGUGGAAAACAGCCCAGUCCCAAACUCUGGGGUUUUCCUUUGUUCCCAGGGGAGGCCUUGGAAGGAGUGAGCGAUCCCAAAGGAAUGAGCAGACUUGGGGAAUCCUCCAAGUGCCACUUCUGACUAAUCUUGGCUGUCGCCAGGAAAACCUAACUUGGAUUUCAGCUAUUGCUUUUCCUGCAGCCUGGUGCUGACUUUUCAAGUGGACAGCUUGUCUUCUAGGAUCUUGCUGUAUACAGUACUUCCCAGUCCCCAGGUCACAGUCAUCAGUGGAGGAAAUCUCGGAUCCCUUUUGUCCCAGGGAUUGGAAUGCUACUGGGUUUGGAAUAGGAAUGCCUGGGUUUGCAUACCCGUACUCAUCUGAUUUCUUCAUCUAGUCCACAGACCUUAAAAGUGCUUUAGUGUAUGUGCAUACGCCUGGGAAUUCAGGGAUUAAGGAAUCAGUCUCUUCCCUCCAAGGGCUUGGGAGUUAGAUAAGCAAACAAUGUAAAUCCAGUGUGCUUAGUGAAUGGUAGAGGAUACUAUCAGAUAGUAGGAGAACACUGAGGAGGGGCUUUCAAGUUUCCUUGGAGUGGUCAGAAUAAUUCUUGCAGGAUGCAACAUUGGUAGAAAUUAAAAAAUAAUGAUGACACUUACUAGAACUUUUAAAUCUGUACAAAGAUUCUAUCCUUAGAAGGCUUGGAAAAAUCUGAAUGUAUAAAAUGUGAUUUAUAAAUACAUGAACCAAAGGUCAAUAUUUUCCUAUUUCUUUCUAGUCUUUUUAUGUAUAUAUGACAAAUAUUUACAUAAUUCUGAUCAUGCUGGUUAUAAAAUUGAGUACAGUCAUUCACUGCAUAACAAUGUUUGAGCCAAGAAUGGAUCGUGUAUACAGCAGUGGUCCCUCAGAUUAUAAUAGAGCCAAAAAAUUCCUUUUGCCUAGUGACCUCGUAGCCGUCUAACGCGGUGCUCAUGUGCUUGUGGUGAUGCUGGUGUGAACAGACUGCUGCGCCGCCGGUUGUGUAAAAACACAGCACAUACCGCUUACGUGUAGUAAACAGUCCUUGAGAAUGGUAAUAAAUGACUUACUGCUUUAUGGAUUUGCUAUACUUGUCAUCAUUAUUUUAGAGUGUACUCCUUGUACUUAUUAAAAAAAGACAGUAAAACUUUAAAAAAAGUUUUUGAAACAGCCUCAGGCAGCUCUUUGAGGAGGUUUUCCAGAAGAAGGCACUGUUACCAUAGGAGCUGUGUGUCAUUGCCCUGAAGGGCCUUCCAGUGGGGCGAGAUGUAGAAGUGAAAGCAGACCUAGGCUGCUAUGUGCGUCGGUGUCUUAGUUUUGUGUGUGUGUAUGUGUCUUAGUUUUAAACAGAAAACUUAAAAUAAAUAAUUUGAAAAAUAGAAAAAUAUAAAGAAAAUAUUUUCUACAGCUGUACACUGCGUGCUUUAGGCUAGGUGUCAUUACAAAAGAGUCAAACAUUUAAAGAAUUUACAAGUUUGCUGGACACAGUGGCUCAAAGCCUGUAGUCCCAGCACUUUGGGAGGCCGAGGUGGGUGGAUCACGAGGUCAAGAGAUCGAGACCAUCUGGUCAACAUGGUGAAACCCUUUCUCUACUGAAAAUAGAAAAAUUAGCUGGACAUGGUGGUGCGUGCCUGUAGUCCCAGCUACUCAGGAGGCUGAGGCAGGAGAAUUGCCUGAACCCAGGAGGCAGAGGUUGUGGUGAGCCGAGAUCACGCCAUUGCACUCCAGGCUGGGUAACAAGAGCGAAACUCUGUCUCAAAAAAAAAAGAAUUUACAAGUUUAUAACAUACAUUUACAGUAAUCUAAGGUUAAUUUAUUAUUAUUAUUCUGGUUUUCUUUGAGACAGAGGCUCCCUCUGUCACCCAGGCUAGGGCAUAGUGGUGUGAUCUCGGGCUCACUGUAACCUCUACCUCCUGGGUUCAAGCGCUUCUUGUCCCUCAGCCACUUGAGUAGCUGGGAUUACAGGCACGUGCCACAAUGCCUGGCUAAUUUUUGUAUAUUAAGUAGAGACGGGGUUUCACCAUUUUGGUCUGGCUGGUGUUGAACUCUUGGCCUCAGGUGAUCCACCCGUCCUGGCUUCCCAAAGUGCUGGGAUUGCAGGCAUGAGCCACUGUAUCCGACCAGCUUAAUUUAUUAUUGAUAAAGAAAAACAGUUUUAAAUAUAGUAUAGUCUUAAGUGUACAGUGUUUCUAAAUUCCACAGUAGUGUCCUAGGCCCUGACAUUCCCUCCUGACUCACUCACUGACUGACCCAGAACAACGUCCAGCCCUGCAAGCUCCAUUGAUGGACUUCAAGGCUCUAAGGAUGGAAGAAUUACAGUUGGAAAGAGCCUGGAGAACUGAAUCCCUGUGUGGAGGAAAAUCACUUGAAAUUGGGUUGGUAACAUUGAAGAGACGCUUCUCACCUGCCUGAAAUGCCCUACGUUAUCUUCAAGUUGCAAGGGCUCUGGAACAGCCCUUGCAGUGCUCCCAUAAAGGGAAGCAUCACAUUUUACUGUAGUUCUUUGCUUUUUCUUUUUUAUGCCUAUAGGGAUUAGCAUACAUGUAUGUGAAAAUAUAAAAAGAGUACAGUUAGGCACCUGUAACUAGUUUUCUCUUGCUACCUAUUAACACAUUAUAACAAGUUAGUGGUUUGAAACCACAGAAAUCAGGAAUGACUGGGUUCUCUGAUCGGGGUCUUAGGAGGCUGAAAUCCAGUUAUGUGCUGCCUGUGUUUUUCAUGUAGAGCUCAGGCUACUCUUCCAAGUUCACUACACAUGUAUUGGCAGAAUCCUCUUCUUGUGGGUGGAGGACUGACAUCCUUUUGCAGUUCUCCUCCUCCUGGCUCUCAGCCAGAAGACACUCUGACUCCAGAGGCCACCUGCAUUCUUUCUCGCUUUCCUUAUCUUCCAACCAACAACAGCUCAUGGAAUUCUUCUCCAGCUCCCAUCGUCUCUCUGACUUUGUCUUCUCCUACCCACUAGAGAAAUCUGUGACACUUAGGGAGGGGUGUGAUUAGAUCCAGCCCACUCAGGAAAGCUCAGGCUUGGUAUUAGUCGGUUCUUGCAAUGCUAUAAUGACCUGAGGCUGAGAUUUAUAAAGAAGAGAUUUAAUUAGGCCAUGGUUCUGUGGGCUGGCAGGAGAGAGAGAAAGAGAGGGAGAUAGGGGAAGUGCUACAUAGUUUUAAAGAGCCAGAUCUCAUGGAAACUCUUAUCAUGCAACAGCACAUGGGGGAUGGUGCUAUGCUAUUGAAAACCAUCCCCAGGAUCCAGUAACCUUCUGCCAGGCCCCACCUCUAACACUCAGGAUUAUAAUUCAACAUGAGAUUUGGGUGGGGACAGAACCAAACCAUAUCACUCUUUAAAGUCAUAUGACUGCCAUGUAACAAUGUAAUCACAGGAAUAUCUCAUCACUUUACCAGGUUCCACAGAUAAGGGUACAACAUGUUUGGAGACCAUUUUAGAAAUUCCACCUAUCACAGUUCAACUUCAGGUCCCUAGACAUUCACAUUCUCACAGAUGCAAAAUACAUUGACCCUCUCGCCUGAGGUUUCCAAGUUUCAUGUCAUUAAUGCAUUAGGGGAAAGUGAACAAUGUCAUGUAGCUUUAAUGUGAUCAGAAGUUUAAAAUCUCAUUUAAAUAAUCUGCACCAAGUGUGAAUGAGGCUUCUGAGGGUGUCCAUUAAGUAUAGAUUCCUUUUAUUUGAGAGCGAGUCUUGGUCUGUCACCCAUGCUGGAGUGCAGUGGUGCGAUCUUGGCUUACUAUGACUUCUGCCCCCUGGGUUCAAGCGAUUCUUCUGACUCAGCCUCUGGGGUAGCUGGGAAUACAGACAUGCAGCACUGCAUUCAGCUAAUUUUUUUGUAUUUUUAGUAGAGAUGGGGUUUUGCCCUGUUGUCCAGGCUAGUCUGAAACUCCUGACCUUAGGGGCCAUCCCCACUCAGCCUCCCAAGGUGCUAGGAUUUCAGGUAGCCACCAUGCCCAGCCCAAGUACAGAUCCUUGAUAUAAUUCCCUUACCCCUGUUGACCUGUGAAACGGAUCAAACAGCUUAUCUGUCUUCAGUGUGCAAUGGUGGGACAGUCACAGAAUAACACUGCUAGUGAUUCUUGUUUAAAAAGAGGGAAAGUGGAGGGAACAAAGUCACUGAUCCAAAACCAUUUUGACCUGGAGCUGAGCAAAGUCCAGCCAGAAAUUCUUCAUUAGGCUCCACAGCCUGGAACUAACCCUCUGUGACAGGGGGCUUUGCCUCUGGGCUCUGCAUGUUUUACUAUCAUUAUGGAAAACAUUUUAUUUUCCUUCUCCCCCUGCUCUUUUGGUUCUUCCUUUUUCACCUCAUGGCAGCAUUUUCCACUUAAUUAUUGUUGCAUCUUCCCCCGCAGAAUUGGUCAGACAUUUCCUGUGUCACGGUCCUGACCAUCUUCACGAGAGGAUGUCCUUGUGAGCCCGUGCUCCUCUUCACUCACCUGACCGCUCUCAGUCAUGAUUGCUUUCAGCUGCCCUGGCUUGCUUAGGAGAAAACCUAAGACUAUGGAGUCCCAGAACCAAUCUCUGCCCUCUCUAUCUUUAAGAGAGGAAGAAAAUAACAGGGAUCUUCAUGGAGAAAUGACCCACAGGAGGGCCUGGACUCUCCAGCAGAUACAGCAGCAGAAAGUUUCUGAAGAAGAAUGGAGCCCAGGCUGGGAAAGCAGGGUUGUGUGAAACACUAUUUAAUCCUAUGUGCUCCCUGCCCCAGUCUAGCAGCCAGUGAAUGACAACUGACCAAGUAUAAAGGCCAGGAUUGUAGAACUGUGAUAGAGGGUUUGUCCAAGGAAAGGGGCUUUUUCCGUUUUUUUUUUUUUUUUUUUUUUUUGACAGUUGAAAUUCCUCUUUUUGAUCUAGUUUUUCGAAUGGCAGCAGUGAGCUUCUGGAGGGUGUUACCUGCUCUGCACAGGGAGGCUGAGGCCAAGACUUGUGUGGUGGAUCUGCUGCCACCUAGUGGUGAGGGAGGGAGCCUGGGAGAGUCUCCGUGUUUCUGGGCUUCAGUGUGUCCUCAUCAGUAAGGUAGAGGCUUAUUGUAUUUCUCUGAGGUCCCUUCCUGCUCUGUUUUCUCUGAGCUUCUGAGGAAUUUAGAUGCUUUUCAAUACUGCCUGGGAGCUUCAGCUGAGACCUGACUGUGUGUGUCUCCUGCAGGAGCCUGAGCUGAGCCUACACGCUGGAAUCCCAGAGCUGGGGGAACAGGUGGAAGAAAGAAAGUCAGCAGGUUUGGGUAUGAGAUUAAUCCACAAAGGAGAAGCCAUUGGACAUCACUGCCAACUACAGGGAAGCGGGAACACAGCCGCUUGCUUUACAGUAUGGGCUGCUUUUGUGCCUGGAAUGUGUGUGAUGUCCUGAGACCUGUACCUAUUUCAGGGAGCCUUGGGAGGAGCCUGAAUCACUGAUGGAAUUGGACGGUGCAUGGAGAUGGUUGGGCAGGAUGAGGUUUUUAACCCAUCCUGUGUUUGGGUUUCUUCUCCCUAGUCCCUGGCUGUGCCUGGGUGCCCCAAAUGUCACCAUGGUGGCACCUGGCAGGGCGUGUUCCAGGCAAAUCACAGAGGUGAACUUUCCUGAUAUCGUCGAGAAUUCCUACACCCAGCAGGAAGAGACCAAACCGAGUUUCAGAGACAGCAAAAAUAGACUUCUUCUGAGCCAGGUGGCCUACUUCCAGAACUACCGGCUGAAGACAGACAAAGAUCGAAAAGAUGACGAUGAAGAACAGAAAUACAGAGACCGCAAAAAUAAACUUUUUUUGAGUCAAGUGGCCUACUACCUGGGCUGCCGGCAUAAGAUGGAAGUCCCUGGCUUUCUGUGUUGUGCCCAAAAAGUCAACAUGGUGGCAUCUGGCAGGCCUCCUUUUAGAAUAAACCGAGAGGUGAACGUUCCAGAAGGCAUUGAGAAAUCCGGCUCACAACAGGAAGAAAACAAACCGAAUGUCGGAGCCAGCAAAAACAGACUUCUUCUGAGCCAGGUGGCCUACUUCCAGAACUACCGGAUGAAGACAGACAGUAGGUUCUAUGAUCAAAAAGAUCACGAUGAAGAACAAAAAUACAGAGACAGCAAAAAUAAACUUGUUAUGAGUCAAGUGGCCUACUACCUGGCCUGCCGGCUGAGGAUGAAAGUCCCUGGCUUUCGGUAUUGUUACCCAAACAUCAGCAGGGUGGAUUCCAGUAAACUUCCUUCCAGAAAAGACCCAGAGGUGAACGUUCCAGAAGCCAUUGAGAAAUCCUGCUCCCAGCGGGAAGAUAACAAACCGGAUGUCGGAGUCUGCCGAAAUAGAUGUCUUCUGAGUGAGGUGGACUACUCCCUGAACUACUGGCUCAGGGCAUACGAAGCUCGAGAAGAUGACAAUGAAGAACGGAGAUACAGAGACAGCAAAAAUAAACUGCUUGUGAGUCGAGUGGUCUACUCCCUGGCCUGUCAGCUGACGACGGAAGUCCCUGGCUUUCCGUGUUCUGCCCCGAAUGUCAUCACGGUGGCAUCUGGCAGGGCUGUUGCCGGAAAAAUCCCAGGGGUGAACGUUCCAGAAGCCAUUGAGAAAUCCUGCUCCCGGCGGGAAGAUAACAAACAGGAUGUCGGAGUCCGCCAAAAUAGAUGUCUUCUGAGUGAGGUGGACUACUCCCUGAACUACCGGCUGAGGGCAUACGGUCAUCAAGAUUAUAAUAAAAAACAGAAAUACAGAGACAGGAAAAAUAAGCAUUUUACAAGUCAAGCGGCCUUCUGCCUGGGCUCUGGGCUGAAGACGGAAGUCCCUGGCUUUCUUUAUUGUGCCCCAAACGUCCACAUGGUGGCGUCUGGCAGGCCUUCCAGAAUAAACCCAGAGGUGAAUGUUCCAGAAGGCACUGAGAAAUCCGGCUCACAACAGGAAGAAAACAAACCAAAUGCUGGAACCACCGAAAAUAGACUUCUUCUGAGUCAGGUGGCCUACUUCCAGAACUACCGGCUGAAGUCAGACAAAGAUCGAAAAGGUCAUGACGAAGAACAGAAAUACAGAGACAGGAAAAAUAAACUUCUUAUGAGUCAAGUUGCCUACUACCUGGGCUGCCGGCAUAAGACGGAAGUCCCUGGCUUUCUGUUAUCUGCUUCAAACAUCAGCAAGGUGGCAUCUGGCCGGCCUCCUUACAGAAAAUACACAGAGGUGAACGUUCCAGAAGGCAUUGAGAAAUCCUGCUCCCAGCAAGAAAAUAACAAACCGAAUGUCCCAGUCAGCAAAAAUAGAUGUCUUCUGAGUGAGGUGAACUACUCCCUGAACUGCCGGCUGAAGACCUACAAUGAUCAAAAAGAUCAUGAUGAAGAACAGAAAUGCAGAGACAGCAAAAAUAAACAUCUUAGGAGUCAAGCGGCCUACUACCUGGACUGCCGGCUGAAGACGGAAGGAAGUCAAGGUGAUGUUGAGGAAGAGGAGGAGAAAGGGCCAGUGCCCCCCAGGAAUCUGCAGGAGUCUGUGGAGGAGGAAGCCCCCCAGGAGUCCUGGGAUGAAGGUGAUUCGACUCUCUCAGUUCCUCCUGGCCCAUCUGCCUUCAAUAAGACUUUGAGGAGCAACUUGCACUCAUUAGAGGAGCAGCAAGUCAUCUCGGCUGUUGACAUAGACAAGAUUAAAAAUGACCAAGCAGAAGAAGAAGACCAAGGCGCACCAUGCCCCAGGCUCAGCAUGGAGCUGGUGGAAGCAGAAGAACCUGAAGUCUUCCGGUCCUCACUGGAUGUAUUGUAUUCAACUUAUGCAGCUUAUCCUGAGUUUUAUUUCACAUGCCAGGCUUACACAUAUGUUAUUUUUUUAUUUGUGGAAGAGCGUGUUCGCUUGACUUUGGACAUGGACAGUAGGUUUCUUACUACGACGGUGACAAGACUCCUCCCCCUGGUCUCCCGGGUAGGGGUCAUAUUUCCACACUAAGACAACGUGUCACGUGGGACUCUGCCGGUGCAGAGUAUGAACACCACCAUGUUCUUGCUGAAACACUUAGCCUGAGUUUCAUAGCCUGAGGUAAUCUCCAGACAACUUCAGAAUGUAGAGCAGUGAGCAGCACAAGUGACCUUUCUCCUUCAGAAAGCCCAUGUCACCACAAAUCACACAACUAAAAGGAGAAGAGACAUUUUGGGUUGAAAAAGAGUAAAGAGAUAAUGUAGCUACAUUUCUUUUGUUCUUUUGAACCCAAAGUGUCUCCUCACCUUUUGUUGUUGUCAUUGAUGGUGGUGACAUGGGCUUGUUUGUAGAGGACAGGUCAGCUGUCUGACUCAAAGCUCUACACUCUGAAGUUGUCUGAAAAUGUCCUCAUUAAAUUCAGCCUAAGUGUUUUUCCAGGAACACUGCAGGGUCAAUGCUACCUCACCCAUCUGCAGGCAGAGAAGGUCCUGUGUGUCUCCCACCGUGAUUGUGAUACCAGGACUGUUCCACCAUUUGUCUACCACCAUGUUCGUGGUACCAGGACUGUUCCACCAUUUGUCUACAACCAUGAUUGUGAUACCAGGAAACCACCAUUUGUCUAUUACCAUGACCGUGAUACCAGGACUGUUGCACCAUUUGUCUACCACUAUGAUUGGGGUACCAAGACUGUGUUACCUUUUAUCUACCAUUACGAUUGUCAUACCAGGACUCUUCCACCAUUUGUCUAUCACCAUGAUCGUGAUACCAGAACUCUUCCACCAUUUGUCUACCAUCAUGAUCGUGAUACCAGGACCGUUUCACUAUUUGUCUAUCACCAUUAUCGUGAUGUCAGAUCUGUACCUUUCAGAGACAGCUUAUUUAUACCGAAGUAAUUGGAAAAAUGGUUUUUAAACGUAUUAAUAUGCUGUGUUCAAAUGACCAUCCCCUAAACAUUUUCUUCAUUAAUCAUCCCUGGUGGUGUCCAUUAUUAUAUUUAUAUCUCUCUACUGGAAAUUUUCCAUUUUUCCUGUAUCUUUGCUUUUCCUAGUUUCUGUUGUUGGAAAAAAAAUUUCCUGCCUGCAUUUUAAUUUUUGCCAAAGUUAAUUUUAAUCUAUACUAUUAAAAUGUUUUCUCUUAAGACUGUCAGCACGUAAGGCCACAGCAAAAGAGAGAAUUCACUGAUUUUGAAGCCUUUUUUGAUUUGUUGCUGACAAGAGACAUAGUUUUCUUAGCUGCUAAUAACUAUUUGAGCAGCCAGGAAAGGUCUAUCAGACUAAGGACAUGAAAAGCCCAGGCCAUUCUCUUUGAGUCUUUUAAACUAUUUCAAAAGAGAAGAGAAUAGGUAGAUUCCACAUAUGUGGACAGGAAGGAGAAUACACUAAAAGCAACAGACAAUUAUUUCCCAAAACAGAAUAGAAAACUAGAUUUAAAUAAACAUACACCAUUAAAAUUUAUUAAACAUUUUCUCAUGAAAUGUAAUCUCUCUAAACUUACCUGUUAUAUGGAAGUCAGUUCUUAAUAUUCCACACUGCAUUGACUGUUGACAUUCAUAAGAACAUAUUUCCAAGUUUAUUUGAAAAUGCAAAUGGACUGUAAUUUUUUUUGCAGUAAUCUUUUUAAGAUUGAAGAUUUUAUUCAAAAUAAAACCAGAGAUUUUAAAGAUUGAAAAUGACAUUAAAAUGUAUCUUCUCAAAAUAA
This is a messenger RNA of Callithrix jacchus (white-tufted-ear marmoset), 10168 nucleotides long. NCBI's taxonomy places the organism in Eukaryota, Metazoa, Chordata, Mammalia, Primates, Cebidae. The record is from RefSeq and is a predicted model, not a curated record.